Molecule: messenger RNA, 4440 nt
Organism: Leishmania braziliensis MHOM/BR/75/M2904
Lineage: Eukaryota; Euglenozoa; Kinetoplastea; Trypanosomatida; Trypanosomatidae
Exons: 1
Coding region: 1-4440 (1479 amino acids)
Molecular function (GO): protein binding
Source: RefSeq, a predicted model, not a curated record
AUGAAAGCCACCACUGCAUUCGGGGUGGGGGACAUUGUCCUACCGCUGUCGCGCAGCUUCUCUGUUUGCCAGGACCAGCUACUGCUGCCAGAUGGCGUCACGGUGCGCCAUGGCGCUGACUUCAAUGUCACCAUCAUCAGCCACUUCCUCGUCGCUGUAAGGCCCCUAGAUGCCGACACAGAGAUUAUCGUGAACUUCAACUUGUGCUUCUACGACCUGCUCAAGUCAGGCACGUCGCCAACGACCUCAGCGAGUGAAGGGGAGGAAAUGCACACGCUAAACACCAUGUCAGUGCACACCGUUGAGCGCCCCGUUGUCCCAGGAUUCCGCUAUCUCGAGGAGGAGUCCAAGCAGGAGCUGUACCGCCUCGCCGAUGAGCAGGUGCGGCAGCAAGCCAUCGUCGACGGCUUCCUUCCGCGUGGCAGCGAUGAGGGUCGACUGACGGUGGUGCAUGCAAAGCCUGGCAAGCCGGUGGCGGUCAGUACCAACGAGCAUGAAGAAGGCGACGUUGUCUUCGAGACGACCGGAGUGCCGCUGCCGUUUCCAAUUCGCAGCACUGUCGAGCUCCCAGGAGACUUACAUCUGAGACUGACAGGUGGAUCCGAGUUCCUGCAGCACUCCUGCCUCCCGAAUGUUCGCCUCGAGAUCGACGGUACACACAUCCGGGGCAUAGCCCUGCGUGCCAUCGAGGCAAACGAGAAGUUGACGUACAACUACCUCACAACAGAGUGGGAAAUCAGCAAAGUGUUUCACUGCUCCUGCAACGUGUACUGCUGCUACGGCUUGAUCAAGGGAUUCCGUUUCCUCGAUCGCGAACAGCAGGAGCACCUGCUGCCGCACUGCAGCCCCGCCGUGUGCGAAAAAUACCGCUCGCCGCUGCUUUCAGGGGCGACUUUUGGCGCCUUGACUAGCAGCACGGCACUAUUCACCACGGCAGAGGGUCGCCUGACCUCACAGCAUGAUCUUGCGGCGGGCACGGUGCUGUUUGAGGUCUGUGGCACCCCGCAGCUGGAUCAAAAUGAGCUGGUGCUUGAGCGGCUUCGCCUGUCGCACUCGUGUGAUGCGAACACAAUCCUCGUCAACAACUGCGUCGUCACAUCUCGCCCGCUUUCUGUGGGUGACGCCGUGACUUCCAAUUUGAACCUCCUCUACUACACUUUCUCGCCAGCUUUGCCAUGUGCCUGCGGGUCUGCCAGCUGCGCCGGCCGCAUCGACGGCUUCAAGGCACUGCCCAUCCAGACGAAGAACUUGUGGUGGAGCUUGGCCUCGAAUGCGGUGCGGGCGGAAGCGCUCGAGAACGGUUACAAGAUUGUCUCGUCCAGCGCACUUGUGGACGUGCGACGCACCUCAACGAUUGGUGACGCCACAUUUGCGAGCCGCAACAUCGCUGCCGGCACGCGUAUCUUCCACAUACACGGGCUCGUGCUGCCCUUCCCCACGGUGUACACCAUCUAUCUCGGCGAGGGGAAGCACCUGCUCUUUGCGGACGGGGCUCAGUGCCUCGCACACAGCUGCGAUCCCAACACCCGCAUUGUUGUGAACACCGACACAGGCAGCUUCGACUGCUUUGCGCUGCGCAAUAUCGCUGCAGACGAACUGAUCUCCUUCAACUACCUGACGACGGAGUGGGACAUGAGUGAGCCCUUCACCUGCGCAUGCGGCAGCAGCAACUGCUACGGUCGCAUCGCUGGCUUUCGCCACGUGAAGCGGGAGGGUCAGCUGAGCCUCUGGAGCAAGGCAACCCGAGCUGUGCAGUCCCUCUUUGCACAGACCAUUCGGCAGAUGGCAAGCACCCUGGCCACACUUAACAGGACUCUUGUGGCCCCGGUAGGCGCGAAUGGCGCCCUCUUGCUUGCUGAGGACACGCCGUCCGGCACGGUGCUCUUCAAGGCGCCGGCGGGCUUUGCGGUGGAGGGCGAUCAAGUCUGCUUUGGCGACAUCUUCCUCGCCCACUCCUGCAACGCUUCCGCUGUUCUAUUGGAGGGCCGCGUUGUAUUGAGCGACGCGUGCACGGCCGGCACCGCCGUCACCCUGAACGUGAACCAGCUGUGCUACAAGCUGGCAAAGCCCUUCACAUGCCGCUGCGGCGGGUCUGACUGCACACACGUCGUCGGAGGCUUCGCCGCGCUGUCGGACACGGAAAAGGCGCGCAUUCUGCUCUGCACUGCGCCAGAUGUGCGCGCAGAGGCAACUGCUGCGGGCUUCAUGAUUCCCUGUUUGUGCCCCUUGGUGACGGUGAGGGCGAACGGGGUGAUGGGGCAGUCCACCUUCGCAGCACGCCGUAUUCCAAGAGGAACCCGCUUCUUCAAGGUGAACGGGCUCGUGUUGCAGUUUCCGACGGUGUACAGCAUCCAGCUAGAGCGCGGCCGCCACCUGCAGUUUGCCGGCGGCGCCCAGUGUCUUGCACAUAGCUGUUCCCCAAACGUGCGCAUCAUGGUCGACGCGGAGAGCCGUUCGCUCGACUGCCUCGCCCUCCGCGACAUCGAGGAGGGGGAGUUGAUCGCCUUUAACUACCUGACGACGGAAUGGGACCUGAGUGCCCCGUUCUCAUGCCUCUGUGGCAAUGGCAGCACCUGCUUCGGCCGCAUUCGCGGCCUCAAGUACCUCUCCGAGGAACAGCGGCAGCGACUGUGGUGGAUGCUGACCCCAGCAAUGCGCCAUUUGGGAGAGCAGUCAUUCAACUGGAAGACCCUGGCCGGAGUGCAGCUGCGCACUGACCAAGACGGACGUGUGCGCGCCGCGAAGGAGUUGAAGGAGGGGCUGAUCAUUUUGGAGGCGCUGCAGGUGCAACUGCGAAGUGGCUGUGCGCUUGUGGGUGGCGUGCGGCUGAGCCACAGCUGCAUGCCGACUGCGGCGAUCGUGGAAAGGCGUGUGAUCAUGAUCGGGACGGUCUGUCCCGAGACGGAGAUUACUCUAGACCUGAACUGCUUGGCAUACGUCCUGGAUGAGCCGUUCAUGUGCACGUGUGCAGCCGAGGCGACCCCACACGCGGUGAAGGGCUUUGCUGCUCUGUCCGCGGCGGCGCAGGCGACACGGCUGAUUCUCACGGAACCGUCGGUGCGUGCGGUCGCUCUGCGCGAUGGCCACCGAGUCCCGUGCAGCUGUUCGCUUGUGGAAGUGCACGCGAAUGGUGAUAUGGGCCAAGCGACGUUUGCGGCUGUCGACAUCGCCGCAAGCAGCUGUUUCUUCCAAGUGAAGGGGCUGUGCAUUCCGUUUCCAACCAUGUACACCAUCAUGCUGGACGAGGGUCGCCACCUGCUGUUUGCGGACGGCGCCCAGUGCCUCGCGCACAGCUGCGACCCCAACGUGCGUGUUCGUGUCGACGCAACGAACAACACCCUCGAGUGCCAGGCGCUGCGGCCCAUCAAGGCUGGCGAGCUCAUCGCCUUUAACUACAACGCAACGGAGUGGAACAUGAACACACCGUUUCGCUGCCUGUGCGGCGCGCCCCAGUGUGUAUACGAGAUUCGCGGAUUUAAGCACCUCUCUCAGGCUCAGCGAGCGUUGCUCCAGCGGCAGGCGACACCGGCCAUCAAGGCGAUGGCCUCUGCCUACGCAGACGUGCAGUUGCCCGUGGCGCUUCUGCGUGCGGCGCCAGACGGCCGCCUCAGGUCUGCGCGUGCGGUGGCCAAGGGCAACAUCCUGCUGGAGGUGAUGUACCUGGAUGUUCAACCGAAUCAGAUAUGCGUUGGUCGCGACUACGUUGUGCCGCACGACGCAAACUGGUACAACUGCGUACUGGUCGAGGGGCGCCUCAUCGCUAGCCGUACCCUAGCCUCCGACGAGCAACUUCUGGUGAACAUGAAUUUCUUCGUGUACGACAUGACAGAGAUUUUCCCGCGCACAUUCGACGACGCCUGCAAGGGCUUCAAGUUCAUGGACGAGGCAGUCAAACAGGAGUGUCUCUACCUCUGCGAGCCCCCCGUGCGUGCGCAAGCAAUGCGGGACGGCUGGAUUGUGAAGAGUACGCAGGAAACCCUUGUGGUGCAGCCCAACGGAGACAUGGGCCAAACCGCCUACGCGCGCUGCGACAUCGCUGCCGGCACAAAGCUGUUCCACUGCACCGGUCUUGUGAUUCCCUUCCCGACAAUGUACACCAUCUGCGUUGGCGUUCAUCAGCACCUGCUGUUCGGCGACGCGGCAGAGUGCAUCGCGCACCACUGCGAUCCGAAUGUGGAGGUGCGCGUCGACGAGUCCGGCGAGGGCACCUUCGACUUCGUGACGAUUCGCGACAUCGCGAGGGGUGAGAUGAUCACCUUCAACUAUACAACGACGGAGUGGGAUAUGAACACGCCGUUUGAGUGCCUCUGCGGCUCACCCAAGUGUGCCGGGACGAUUCAGGGCUUCAAGCAUCUGCAGGAAGCUGAUCAGCAGCGGCUGUGGCCAAGCACGUCGAAGGUAGUGAAAGAUCAGUGGAGGGCGUACACCGCGUCCGCUUAG